Molecule: messenger RNA, 2181 nt
Organism: Owenia fusiformis
Lineage: Eukaryota; Metazoa; Annelida; Polychaeta; Sabellida; Oweniidae
Source: the annotation of a GenBank genome assembly
AAUAUGUAUUAAUGAUGCUAUAACGAGAUAAGUUGUAACUUUUUUAAUCUUACAAAAUAUCUGGUUCUUUUAUGUGAUGGUUAAAUACAUAAUUUCAAGUGAAUUAUAGAGAAGGUGUUCCAAGGUCAGGAAUCUUUCGAAAACUUAGAUCUGUAUAAUGUUAUAUUUCUCGUAAUUAGACCAUUCUUCUGCAUUUAGGAGCAAAUUACGAACAAGCCGAGAAACAUCUUUGUAUGGACAAUUUUUCAGCAAGGACAAUGAAGCUGAAGCACAUUUUCCCGAAGUCUCGGUCUGGAAUUGUGGCCUCUGCAUUUCUGGUUGGAAUUUUACCAACAAUAUAUUUUUAUGAACUGUUAGUCGUUCUGCCUACUGUGCAUCCGGGGUUAUCGUCAACAUGGGCUUAUGUACAUAUAUUUUGUGGAACUGCCCUCUUCAUAAAUUGUGUCGGAAGCAUCUGGAAAAUGAUGACAGUUGAAAUCACAUGUAGGGGUCACAUGUUACCAAGUGUUUUGAAGCCUGGCUGGCGCUUCUGUUAUGUUUGUGAACACAAUGCACCACCAAGAUCUAUGCACUGCAGUGAAUGUGAUACAUGUGUGCUCACAAGGGACCACCACUGCCUCUUCACAGACAGUUGUGUUGGACAUUCCAAUAAGCGUUACUACAUGAACUUCCUAAUUACGUUAUGUAUUGGCGCUAUCUAUUGUAACAUUAUGAACUUUGACUACACUUGGCAUAUUAUUGGAGGUAUUUCCUUUAAGUCUGUCUUCACAAUGCUAUUACCAAUGCUUACCUGGUUGCUUGGGUAUGCGGAAUCAUUCACAUUCAGUGUUGCAUUCAUGUCUGCGCUCUGUGUUGUGGGCUGUGCCUUAUUACUAGUUUUAUGCACCUACCACCUUAUGUUAAUACUCAAUGGACAAACGGUGUACGAGAAAGCCAAAAAUAUACGAGACUUUGACUUGGGCUGGAAGAAGAACAUAAUUGAGGUAUUUGGAGAUCAUUGGUACAUCGCAUGGAUUUCACCAUUCAUUCCUUCAACUUUGCCUUCAAUUGGAAUCGAACCACCAAAAAGAACACGUUAUGAAGACUUGAAGGACAUGUAAUAUAGAUGUUUAUUGUAAUGCAACUAUCUCAGGAGACCAGCGACCAGGUAUCCUUUUUGUAACAGUUGUGGCUUACUCUUUGGACUUGUGAGAGAAUUGAAUCAGUCCAUACAUGUACUUACUAAGUUUCAAAGUCAACAUUAAAUUGCAUACAGUAUAGGAUCAGGAUCACAGUCCUGAUUUUGGAAGAUUAAUGAUUAAUUAUUAUUAACAUGACACUGAUGUAGCAGUGAUGCUGCAAGUGAAUGAUAAUAUUAAGACAGACUGUGAUUAUUAUACAAAGCAACUUUGCUUUUACAUGGCUUUACAAUGGAUGUGUCAGUGGAUAACAUUAUACGUUCACAUUAUGUGCUAGCUGAACUUUAGAGAAUAUAUGAUCAAUAAGGAGUCUCUCUUUUUAAGUAUAAAUCAGAUAGAGGAUGACAUAAAAGAAUACAAACCUAUUUUCAGGGAAUAAUUAUCCUGAUUUUCAUGGAAUCUUGAUGAAUUUUCAUGUGUAGGUAGCGUGGUCAAUAUAGGAAACAUUGGUCAAGGCAUGCUGUCACUCCAAAUCACUCAAAAUACAAGACUAUUCCAGUCUUGUCAAUAUUUAUUGAGCUAACAAGGAGCUGGCUAGAUUGAAACAUUAUUUCUCACAGUUGCAAAGUCAAUCAUGAUAUGUAGUGGAGCAACGAUUGACUCGUGGACUCGAAUACUACUCGCCAAACCCUGUAAAUACGAUUCAUCGAUUGGUAAAUUCUGACUCGAAUUGAAAAAAAAAUGAAAAAAAUGAUGAAGAAAAUGUGAUUUACCCACCUUUCAACCGCAAUUUACGUAAAAAAACACAUCCAAUGUACAACAUUUCUGUACAAUGUUUAACAAUGAUGCCUUCCUUAAUAUAUAGCAUUGUAGUUUGAUACCUUAACUGAAAUAAUAAAUCAAAUACGAUAGGCUUUCUCGUGUUUGUUUUUAUUUAUUGAUUACAUCCGGUUGCGCAUGUGCAAUGCAAUAUUUAACGAGGUCAAACCAAUUAGCGUAAAUUGCUAAAUUUUACUCGAGUCUCUAGCUUACAGCUAGACGAAACUUCAUUGAUUUCGUAUGU